AUGCUACUUGGGUUUGAAGGCGAUUUUGAAAUCCUUGGAGAUCCACAAAUCAAACUUAUUGAAAAUGUUCUUCAAAAACAAGGAUACACAAAUGGAAAGGUUUUAGUGGAACCAGUGGGCCAAAAAGGAGAUAACUACAUUGCUCAUGUGAAGAGAUUUAUAUAUGAAUCAGGAGAAGGAUCCACAUUCAAGAUGAUCGGAAAAAUUGCACCUGUAGCAGAAGAACUAAGAAAUAUAAUGAAAACAAUGCUACUAUUUAACAAUGAAAUUGUAAUGUACAAUUUGGUUCUUCCAAAGCUAAAUGAUUUACAAAACUUAGUUGGUAACAAUAAAGAUAAAGUAAGAUUUCCAACCUGUUAUGGAGUUGUGAAUGAAGCACCGUACGAAUUCAUUCUGCUUGAAGAUUUGAAAGAAUCAGGCUUGGAAAUGUUGGACAGAUUAAAAUAUCUAACAAAUGAUAGUAUUAGAAUUGUUAUUAAGGAUUUAGCCAUAUAUCAUUCACUUUCAUAUGUGCUAAAAAUACUGAAGCGGAAAUCUUUUAUAAAUUCGCAGACAAAUUGUCAAAUAUUUCGGCUUUCUGAGAAUGAUCUCCUCAAACUGUUGGGCGACGAAAGUGAUAAAUAUAAGAACCUAGUGACUGGAUCAAUUACAGAAAUACCUUCAAAUGCAAGAGAUAUUCAAAAUGAUGAAAAAGGCUCAAAAUACACUGUGAUCCAGCAGGUUGACUGUUGGAAUAACAAUAUUUUGUUCAGGCUUGAGGACGGUAAACCCCGUAAACCUGUAGGAAACGUGAUGAUCGACUAUCAGAUGUCAAAAGAAAGCAGCCCUGCCGCCGACAUUUUGUACCUCUUAUUUAACUGCACAGACCAUGCGACAAGACUGCAGCACUACAGAGAAUGGAUCGACUAUUACCACAAAAUUCUGAGCUCCACAUUGAAAAAACACGGUCUUGAAGCAAAUCUUGUAUUUCCUAAAGACCAGCUACUUGCAGAUUUAAAAAGAUAUAGUAGAAUUUCUAUUGGUUUUGGUUUGUUCCUCUCAUCCAUGUUAGUGAGGGAGUCUAAAGACGUGUUCGAUUUCAAAGAAAAGGAGUCGAUGUUAGUAGAGGACGUUAUAGCAAAGAUGAAUAUGUUGUCUUUGGAUAAAUCUACGACCAACAGAUUGAAGGGAAGAAUUAUGGGUAUUAUUGAUACUGUUCUUGAGUUUGGACUUGUUUAG
Molecule: messenger RNA, 1218 nt
Organism: Cydia splendana
Lineage: Eukaryota; Metazoa; Arthropoda; Insecta; Lepidoptera; Tortricidae
Exons: 3
Coding region: 1-1218 (405 amino acids)
Source: RefSeq, a predicted model, not a curated record